GUGGGGGCUAGGGCGAUAUCCGGAUGACCAUGCCAUGUGUCGCUCGCGGGGUUUGGCAUGGAAGGUCGGUGGCCAGUGGAUGGAGCGAUGCGCAUAUUCGAUUUCGCCGCGUCCAACGCAGAUGGGGGUCUCGGACACUGUGCGCCGCCAGGUCGUCAACUUCACGUAUGGCCAGGUGAUCUCGAUCUUACUCGUGUGCACGAGCAUCUUCACCAACAAGCUCCAGCGCAACGAUGCGCUCGUGAUCACGUUCAGCACGACCUUCUUGUACGUGCUGCUCGCGGCCGUGUUCGUCCCGUACUUUUACGUGCACCGGUGCGCGUCGGUAAACUUGCCGUGGUGGUUCUGGCUCGUGUUUGGGCUCAUCGACGUCGAAGCCAACUACUGGGCUGUGUCGGCGUUCUCGGAAGAUGUCAACUACGCGAUCCUCGGCCUCAUCCUGCACAUGACGAUCCCGGUCGUGACCGUCCUCAGUUAUUUCUUCAUGGGGAAGCGAUACAACUGGUUUCACGUGGUCGGGUGUGUGUUUGCCAUCGGCGGCAUCGUUGUCAUCUUUUGCGUCAACAACGAAGGCGGCGAAUUCCCCAACCAAAUGAAGGGCAACUUGAAGUCGCUCUUGGCCGCGGGGCUGUACGCGCUGUCCAACUUGCUCCAGGAGUACGCGGUGAAGCGCAACAACGUGGGCAUGGACGCCAACGUCGAAGUGCUCGGCAAGAUGGGCGUCACAGCCACGAUCGUGUCGUUGGUUCAAAUGGCCAUCAUCAGCGAGUACUCAAAAGUGUCGGAUGUCGAGUGGUCUGCCGAGAACGUCGGGUGGAAUGCCGGCUACGUUGUCACGAUGUUCAUCUUUUACGCGACCGUGUCCGUGUUCCUCCGUGUCACCGAGUCGCUCCUCUUCAACAUCUCGCUCCUCACGUCCGACUUGUACAGCGCGCUGACCAUGAUGUGGGUGUUUGAUGGGACGGUCCCGGGCUUGUACUGGCUCGCGUGGGGGUUGGAAUGCGUCGGAAUCACGAUCUACUCGGUGCACGAACCCGUGGAUCUGACCAAAGCCGCAGAACCUGUCAGCGACAUUCCCGUCGCCGUGGUCGUGAGCACGCCCGUCGACACAGAAGUGACGUACCACAAGGUGUAACCUGCCGCAGUCGUUUGAAUCCGUCCUGCUCUGUUGCGCCGUGGGCCUGUAACGUCACCGACGCAAUACGAAAUGUGUCUUUUU
Aphanomyces invadans is the source of this 1219-nucleotide messenger RNA. RefSeq lists its product as hypothetical. Gene Ontology annotation, biological process: transmembrane transport. Gene Ontology annotation, cellular component: membrane. The record is from RefSeq and is a predicted model, not a curated record. The transcript has a single exon. The coding region runs from base 35 to 1135 and encodes 366 amino acids. NCBI's taxonomy places the organism in Eukaryota, Oomycota, Saprolegniomycetes, Saprolegniales, Verrucalvaceae. Gene Ontology annotation, molecular function: transmembrane transporter activity.